Armigeres subalbatus is the source of this 3445-nucleotide messenger RNA. Its product is annotated as zinc finger protein 420-like. Gene Ontology annotation, cellular component: nucleus. NCBI's taxonomy places the organism in Eukaryota, Metazoa, Arthropoda, Insecta, Diptera, Culicidae. The record is from RefSeq and is a predicted model, not a curated record. The coding region runs from base 161 to 3328 and encodes 1055 amino acids. The transcript is spliced from 4 exons. Gene Ontology annotation, molecular function: zinc ion binding.
UUUAUUCCGCGGUCUGCAAAAGCUCUUUUGAGAUCUUGAAAUUUCACUCGUCUUCUACUUCCUAAAAAAAUAAAAUAAAUAAAACAAAAAGUUAAAUUAAAUCGUAAAUUUUGGUAGCCAAAAGUGGAUUUAUAAGAGUACAAUUAGAGUUUGUUAGAUAAUGAAUUUCCAUCGCCCGAAAAUUUGCCGAAUUUGUCGGGCACCUGACAAUGACGAUCUCAUAUCCGUGCGAUUGAUCCAGGAUAGCAUCAGCAUCGCCAGGAUGGUCGAGGUUCUGACCGAUAUUCAGGUGACGCUAGACAAAAACCUUCCCCAAAAUAUUUGCUUGCAAUGUUUGGAACGAGUCAGGAGCGCCUAUCAACUUCGGCUGCAGUGUAUAGAAUCGGAUAAGCAGUUUAGGAACGAAAUCUAUUCGGUGAAAGAUGUACUGAAAUUAAGCCACGAUGAGUCCAAAGACAUGAUCAAGUUGGAAAUUGAGGCUUUGGACAAAGAAAUUGAGCAGGAGGAUGAAUGUGAAGGCGUUCAAGAAAUUUUCACAACGGAUCCAGAUGAACACAGUCUAUCAAUAGUGCCUGAAGAAUUGAAUGAGAAGGUUGAUCUGAAGAUUAUAGCAGAAGAGACCGAAGAAAGCUUUUUGGUAGAAGAAUCAAUAGUGGAAACUGAGGAUAGCAAAUUGACAGCUGCUCAGCAGCUGAUAGAUAUUCUGGCCCCUGAAGAGGACAACAAUAGAAAAUCCAGUUUGAUGUAUUUGAGUCAUUAUCAGGAAAAGGAUUACGAAGUGCUUAUCGAGAGCGAUCAUUACGAUCACGUAAGGUUUAUGUCUGCUAGUUGUUGUGGCUGUUCGGAACGGUUCAAGGACAAGACAGAUCUGGUACAGCAUGGUUUGAUUGAACAUCGCAGGCUCACGAAAGAUUUUCGUGAAAAUGAUCUUCAGGAAUGCCCAAUAUGCUUCGAAACAUUUUCCACCGUAGAUGAUCUCACGCUUCAUCGUAGCCACAUCGACACUGAUCGUUUUCAUUGUCGAGAAUGUGAUAUGCUAAUGGAUAGUCGCGAGCAACUAUUCUAUCAUCUGGAUACUACUCAUUCGAUACUGAUUGACAGUUUUGAUACAGACCAAGAUCACAGCGAGGAAGAGGUCGAGGAAAUCAUUACGAGCGAUCAGGUUUCUGGUGCAACUUUAUCGAGUUUCAACAAAAAUCAAUACCGAUUAAUUGCUACGGACAAGGAAUAUGAUUUGGUGGAAUUCAUGUGCCUGCGAUGUUGUGGAUGCGAAAGUUUAUUCGAAUAUCGGGAGCAAUUUGAAACCCAUUCCAAGGAGCGACAUCUGCCGGAACGAGUAGAACACGACGAACAGAACCCAUAUGAAUGCAGUAUAUGCUAUGAGCGGUUUGCCAAGAAAUCUUCGCUAACAUUCCAUCGCAACAAGCCAAACAAACGGCGUGUAGUGUGUCGUCUGUGUGAAGAAAUUUUCAAGGGGGAAACCUCCUGGCGAAGGCAUUUGAUUAAAUACCAUAGCAUUACACCGCACAUGAACGACGACGUUGGAGCUGAAAUAAUGGAAGUGGAUGAAUGUGACAUGCAAACGGAUGAUUGCAAGAGUGAUGCUUAUAGUAUUCAAGAGAUUGAAUACAUAGAAGAAGAUCAAACUGAUGAGCAGGAAUUCGAGGAUGAUGAAGCAAAACCUACCCCCAACGAUGAUGAAGAAAAGCAAGAAACUAUUCAAAUCAGACAAGAUAGUAAAUACAUUACCACUCGUCAGCGGAAGCAGAUGGCUUUGAUACCAGGUAAUUUUGUCCAAAUUGUAGCCGAGUACGAAGGAUACAAUAUUGUUGAAAUAACCAAAGAACGUUGCUGUUUUUGCCUGAAGUUUUUCGAUUCUCUUGAACAAUUGAAUGAACAUUCAAAAGAGCAUCAAACCAAGUCCCUUUCCGAACAACCCCCACCGUCGAAGAAUCGGAUAAGCUACGAAUGUGAAUACUGUUUGAAAAAGUUUGAUAUCGCAAUGAUCUUUGUUGUUCAUAAACGCAUACGCGAACAGAAACAGUUCUAUCAGUGCAGAUUGUGCGAUUUUGUUAUCGAUUCAGAGUCGCGAUUGAAAAAUCAUAUGCUGUACAAUGAGCAGCACGCGAGGUUCUUCAACAUUAUACGAGAAGACGUCAGCGAUCGAUACGACGCCGUUAAGCUUCCUGGGUUCCGAUGCUGUGGUUGUGAGUGUUAUUUUGAAGACGAGUCAGCUCUCACCGAGCAUUCCCGGAAGGAACAUCGUACCGAUUCGAAGAAGGACGCAGACAAGCGUAGACCAGUAUGCGUAAUUUGUGACAGGCAGUUCAACACCACAAUGGAAAUGACUAACCACCAGAAAAGGAGAGACUCCACGAUACGGUAUUACUGUAAGCUUUGUGAUUUUGAAUCCCUGAGCGAAGCACGAAUGCUCAAACAUUUGUACAGCUCAAUUCACAAUGAAUCGCUACCAGCGAUUGAAGUCCAGAAGGUUGAAGUAGGCGCUCGUAGAGUAGGUUCCGUGCGAUACUGCUGCUUCGAUGAAUGUGCUCUUCCGUUCCAUAACUUCGGCAAACUCCUACAGCACGUCCUGCAGACACACCAAUCGAAACGCGAAGCAAAUAAAGCGGCGGCAGUAGUUGAAGGCGAAUCCAGCACCAACCGAUGGCAGUGCGAUUGUUGCUGCCAACUAUUUCGGACGGGAGCAAUUCUCCGACAGCAUCAGUUCGCCCACCGAGUGCCAAAGACAUUUGUAUGUUCCAUCUGCGGGGAGGCUAAACCAAGCAAAACGGCUCUCACGGUACACGAGAUGAAGCACACCGGUGAACGGCCUCAUGCUUGUAAUAUAUGCAACAAGCGCUUCACAUCAAAGACCAUACUGAACUCACACAUGAAGUGUCACUUUCCUAAGCAACACCAAUGUCCAGACUGCGGCGAGAAGUUUGCUCGAGGAGAAAAUCUCAAACGCCACAUCCGCCAUCGCCAUUCAGAGGCCACUUACAGCUGUACCUUCUGUCCACGGAUGCUGAAAACGCGCGAAGCACAGAUCCUACACGAACGGUCGCACACAGGCGAAAAGCCAUUUGAGUGCCGAACGGAUGGGUGCAGCAAACGUUACUCUAGCAUCACGGAUCGGCGGCGGCAUGAGAUGGCCAGCCAUACCGGCGAGAGGCCGCAUCAGUGUUCCUACUGCGCUGCGUCCUUUGUACGGAAACGUCAGCUUACCAUACACGAGCGGAAGCACACCGGGGAGCGACCGUUUGCAUGCGACCAAUGCGGAAAGGGAUUCAUUGAUGCCCCACUGCUGAAGAAGCAUGUAUGUUGUUGAUUGUAACUGAGGGCCACCGUAACGUACAACAGACAUAUGCUUCGUUUCUGAGAUAUUGAAAUAUGUUAAUUUUAUUUAAUUUAAAUUCUAGUGAAUAUAUCGUAUUGUAUCACUUAA